Podarcis lilfordi (Lilford's wall lizard) is the source of this 9069-nucleotide messenger RNA. Lineage: Eukaryota; Metazoa; Chordata; Lepidosauria; Squamata; Lacertidae. The record is from the annotation of a GenBank genome assembly.
CAGAAGGGUGUCACGCCCCUCCGGAGCCCUUGCUUGGGGCUGCUCUCAAGAGGCGGCGGGAACAGACCCGAUCGCCGAAGAGAUGAGGAGGGUGGCGGGCUCGAUGGACUCCCAGGCCGAGCACCGCGCCGAUUACUUCCGACGCUCCAACCUGUUGGUAAUGGUGGCGAUCUUGGUCGGCCUGAGCUACUACGGGGUGAGCGCAGCCUCCCUGGAGGCUCCCGGGGCACCUGGUGCGGGGAAGCGCGGGGCGCCACGGCUCCAAAGGGCACGGGGGGGGCACGUGCGGGGAUCAUAGUCAUAGCUGCCAACUUUUCCCUUUUCUUGCGAGGAAUCCUAUUAGGAAUAAGGGAAUUUCCCUUUAAGAAAGAGAAACGUUGACAGCUAGGAUCAUAGUCCAACCCGGAACAUCUUGCCGUGGGAGCCAGAGAUGGGAAGGCUUGGAGGGGAUCCCUAUGAACCGUACUUAGCUUUGAAGAUGUUAGGGAUGAGCCCGCCCAAAUCAAGCGUGGUUUUUUUUUAAGUCACAUUUAUUUCAUGGGGAGAAUUUACAGUAUUCAGAAGGGCGCCCCAUUGAGUUCAGUGGGCAUUACUCCACUGCAACUGGGCAAAGGGUAGAAGCCUCAAGCAGGUGUUUAAACUCUUCCACUGAAAUGAAUGGGUUGGAAAAAAACAAAACAAACCCCGGAAUCUUGAGUUAUUUUCUGCUGCACUGAAAUAGAGGCCAUUUUUCUUGUUUCUGUCUCUCCCCCCCACUGAAGGGUUUUUGGGAGCUGAAUCCCUGAUUGGAGUCCAGUAUAAAUAUGUUUUCCGCCGUAGUGCACUUUUAGUGCAUUUCAUGAAGACAGCCGGCUUUAGUGCAUAGCACACACUGUACUGGUGAGGUUUAUUCUGGAAGUACAUUAUAUGAUAAUUGUGAUUUAUUUUUUUAGGGGGAUCUAGACCGAGAUCUCAUCAGCUGUGGGCUUUCUUGCCUAAGUCCAGUGUUUCAGGGUCCUCCACACCCUGCAUUGUAAAAUGCAAGGGUCAGAACCUUUUUCAGCCAUGGGCCGGUCCACCAUCCCUCAGACCAUGUGGUGGGCUGGACUAUUUUUUUUUUCGGGGGGGGAAUGAACAAAUUAUUCCCACAAAUAACCCAGAGAUGCAUUUUAAAUAAAAGCACACAUUCUACUCAUGUAAAAACACACUGAUUCCUGGACCGUCUGUGGGUCAGAUUGAGAAGGCGAUUGGGCUGGAUCGGGCCCACGGGCCUUAGGUUGCCUACCGCUGGUCAAAUGGCUGCUAAUUUCUGGAUUGUGCCACAUUGUAUUGAUAUCCCCGAAUUUCAUAUAUUAUGUAUGGAUACUGGGGGAUAAACACAAAAGUUGUGAAUUCUGAUGUUGCAGGAUGAUGGGUUAUGUUGACACGUAUAUACAGUGGUACCUUGGGUUACAUAUGCUUCAGGUUAAAUACACCUCAGGUUACAGACUCCGCUAAACCAGAAAUAUUACCUCGGGUUAAGAACUUUGCUUCAGGAUGAGAACAGAAAUUGUGCUCUGGUGGUGCAGCAGCAGCAGCGGGAGGCCCCAUUAGCUAAAGUGGUGCUUCAGGUUAAGAACGGACCUCCGGAACAAAUUAAGUACGUAACCAGAGGUACCACUCUAUGCCGCUUAGGAAUUUGGAAUAUUAAGUGGUAUAGCUGAAGUAAAUAAAACAAUACCUCCUGUAUGCUUACUUAAAUGUAUAUCUCUUUCUCCCCUCCCCCUCCUCACACCUCAGUGGGCAGUCUUUUCACCCUCAACAAUCCCCUAUGACCUUCUGGGACCAUUAGGCACCUUCACUAAAUAUUUGGUGGAAAACCAUAAAACUCUUCUCAAUAUCGGGUAAGCUGAAUUCUCAUCUUCUACCUGUUCACAUUCCUUCUGCUCACCCAACAGUGGGGAUUUUGGGGGUGGGAGGGAGGGUGAGUAAUAUAAUAUGCAGCCAUAUGUAUGUGUUUCUCCUUGCAUAUUGGGAGGGACAAGUGAAAUGUAAGAGCAAGCUACAGUCAAGCAAUGUAUUUGAGAUUAUAGAGUCAUAGAUUAUAGAGUCAUAGAAUUGUAGAGUUUCUAACAAUGGACCCAGGGCCUCAUUCUUUUUUCUUCCUUCCUUUUUAAUUGUAAAAACCAGUCCGACACAUGUGUGAAGGGUGGAUCGGGACAGGCUGUCUAGCCUUUGUUCCUCUUCCUCUGGUAGUUUUCCAGCCCAUAAUUAUCUCCCCUGAGCACUUUUGUCACCUGGGUUAAAGCAUAGCUGUCAACUUACAGAUUUGAAAAUAAGGGACCAGCAGCCUCGAAAAAAGGGAUCAGCAGUCAAAAUAAGAGAUUUUGGUUUAGCUUAUACAGAAAUCCCGCACUCAUGGAGCCAUGCUGCUAUGGCUGCGACUGACUGUUGUUUUGCAGGGGGUUGGACUAGAUGAUCCUAAGGGUCUACAACUCCCACCAAAGAAGAGUGGCAGACAAAACUGAUGAACAACGUCGAGAUGGCAAAAUUUGAACUAUGGAUGGACAAAUGAUUUAUAAAAAUAGAGUUAUGAAAGGGAUGCAGAGGGGGAAAUCAGUGCACUGGUUGGAGGGUAUUCUAAGCAGCACGUUGGGGCUGCUGUCGUCCUGGGGCGAGGAGUUCCAUCGGCCCUUCCCUGCCUGAGAGAGAGGGAGGGAGGGAGGGAGAGAGACUCUCGCCCAUGCCGCCCGUGAGCCUGGCAUGAGGCAGUUGCGGCGCGGCGGCGGCGGCUGAAGUGCCGCCCUUCUGUGUCCCUCCCCAUCCCCUCCUCUUCCUCCUCCCUCAGGCCGCCUCCUCAGCCGCCGCUGCCGCCUCCGGCUUCCCCUGGCAGCGCGGCAGAAGUCUUGCAAGAGGGGCUGCCUGCCCGCCACCUGCCACCCGUCUCCUCACAAUGUGCCCCUGAGGGGGAAAAGGGAGAGACGAAGACACGGCAGCUCGUGCGCUCACUCUCUCGAGGCGGAGGACCCCGAGCCGCUGCUUCCCUCCCGAGCCGGGCAAGCAUGAAACCCGGGAAAUUUAAGGGACAUCAUCAAUAAGGGACAGCAGCGGGACACAGCGCUGGGAUAAGGGAGUUUCCCGCCAAAUAAGGGACGGUUGGCAGCUAUGGGUUAAAGAGCAGCUCCAUACAUGCCUUACUCCACUCGGACUGUGUAGUGUUUCUGGUCCGGUUUAGGCUAUGCAUAACUUGUUAUUAGAAAUAUGCACAUUAAUCAAAGGGCAGGGCAGAAUGAUUGCCUGCUUUUUGAAAACCCCAUUCCUGCACCUGUUGUGUGUUUCUCUUGCACAAGCCAUGCUUACCGAAAUGAACAGGCAUUGCUCAAAGCAUAUUUGAGUUGCUUCAGUCAACUCCUGUCCAUUUCACAACGGCUUGCAUGAGAAAUAACAGGGUUGUGUCCUCUGUUAAUUAGCUGGUGAUUGGGGAUGUGUUUGGUUUUCCCCUGGAAAUACCUAAAUGUUUUGGGCUAACCCUUAUCUUGCUUUAAUUUACGCCAGUUACAAAUGGUGUUAUUUUCCUUCCUUUCAGAUAUUUAAUUAGCUGGUUAAUCCACAUCGGGGAAGCAUUAUAUGCCCUCAAGCUAUGCAAGUAAGCUAUUUUUAUUUUAUUUUGGGUCUCUUCUACCUCCACCUCCCUCUGCCCUCUCCUAAACAGCAGAUAGCGCGGCAAAGCUGCGUCUGGGCUUGUGAGCUGGUUUUCUGGGUACGGAUAUGGGGUGUUGUGCAUGAGCACUCCUCUCACUGCCUAAAGUGGUAUGGAAGUGACACACAGGUGUUAAUAAUCUUCACAACCUAUCUGCAUGAACUGGGUCUAAAUUAAAUUCUGUCAAGGACCGACUUCGGAGCUGUUGUUGAAUUUGCCUUUUAAAAAGCAACCAGUGCUUUCCAACAUUGAACCAAUGAGGUGUGCUGUGCACUGGAACCCAACCCAGCUGUGGCAGGUGAACUUACCCUGAUCCUUUUGUCAGGUUUCUUAAAAAAUAAUAAUAAAGGCGCUGGUACUAGUUUACAAAGCCUUAUACAUCUGAGGACCAGGAUACCUACAAGGCUGUCUUGCACCUUAUAUAUACAACUGAUGGUUGCAUUCUGCAGGAGAGGGCCUCUUGCAGAUACCAUCUCAACAGGAGAUCUGCUCCGUAUAAUGCGGGAACUGGACCUUAAAUUUUGGUGGCACCUACCCCUGAGAACUCUGUCUAUUGUCUUUUAGGCACCUCUUAAAGACCUUCCUCUUCUAAGAAGCCUUUUAAUCAGAAUUUUAUCCUGGCCCUUUUUUGCAUUGUGUUUAUAUAUGCCUUUAUUGUUGAUGAUUUUGUAUUGUUAAUUGCUUCGGGAUGUAUAAAUAAAGUAAGCAAAAUAAAAGAACAUAAAAGAAGCACAAGAAGGAGCGAGUGACUGUGUAAGUAGGCUGGUCUGUGUGAGUGCCAGCAGAGGAGUAACAACAUGAUGGUUCUAAAUCCCAGAUAUAUGCGCUUGGAUUCAAAACCCUGUUUGGAGGUUAUCUGGAACUAGUGACUGCAUUGCUGAUAUCUUUCCUUCAUUGGUGUAUCACAUGCCACCCUGGAAAGUUCCCUGAAGGCUUCUGGUGAGGGAGCAGGGGUGUGGAUGCCAGCCCAACUUCAGUUUCUGCCCAUCCUCCAAGCAGCUGAGGACAAAAUAGACAUCUAUCUACUUAACUUAGAUUUUAAGUAAUACAUUCAGAAAUGUCAGGCUUUAUCUGUCUGUCUCUUCACUGCAGGAUGAAAGGCAUCACAGACCCUUCAACUCAGUGGUUGUGGUUGGUUCAAACAUUUUUCUUUGGAAUAGGAUCUCUCUACUUUUUGUUGACCUACAACCCCAGGAAGAAAAGCUGGUGAAGGAUUCAGCCAGAAGAGAAGGUUCCAACACAUUCUAGCUUUGGGGUAUAUUUUUCAGUGAGAGGGAUGGGUGUAUUCCUAAAUAUUUUUUGUGCAUUCAGAAGUGUGGCAAUCUUCUCUUUCACUUGGAAAGAGAAAUUUCUUUCAGGUGUCUCCUCUGCAGGUUUGGCAGCUGUGGGGCAAAGCGAGGAAACGAGCUUGUGACAAUGGGGGAUGGAGCCUUUCUUUUUAGAUCAAGGAAAUAAAACCAGUUCUUAAUGGUCAGGACCAAAAUGCCAACACUCACAAGAUAUCUGCAUAGGACCAAUUUAAAAUAGGGGUGACAAACAGAGCAAGCACAGAGCAACCUAUAGUCUCUACUUCUCAGGUCUAACAGUAGCCUUAUUCAUAAACUGAGCUGUAUAGAAGUGUGGUGAGGCAUCUUCCUUUGGGCCCAACUUGCACCUGUCUGUUGCUCCCCUGGUUUUGCCUGCAUCCAUGGCUGGAUUGUCCUCUUUAAGUGAUUGUAUGGAUAGUCCCCUUCAUUUAUGAGCCUCUUUCUCCCCUCCCCCGCCACCCUUUUUACAGGUAAGGAUUGCAGAUUAAGCAGGUCUGUGAGCACUGAUCUCUACAUGCAGCCACACUGUGUCCAGAGUGUAGCUGUGACUGGGAGGCAAGGUGGCAUUUUCAUUCUCUGUCAUUUGCACCAUAGACCAAGAGGGCUAAUGCUACUCCAUUAGUACUUUUAGCUGUGCUUAAUAAUAAUAAUAAUAAUAAUAAUAAUAAUAAUUACUAUUAAAAAAUAAUAUGCAACAGUGCAGAUUAUCCUUGUUGGUCAUCCAGUUUUAGCAGGUGGCUUGGUUAACUUUUCUUCCCCUUUCUUGAGAAAUAAACCCCUUCUAUUUCUCACCCAGAGUUUAAAGGGGUUUAUCUGCAAGUAGAUGUGGUCAGCAUUGCAUCCCGAACAUCUUGCAAUCUUUCUCCACAAACUCUGCCACCACCCCUCUGAUUUAUAAUGGUCUACCAGCAGGUUUUGCUCUUAUGUUUUCUUGGUGCUCUCUUAACAACCUGCAUGCAUUGCAAAGCACUUUAGUUAAUAACCGUGGCACUAAACUCUUGGGCAUGGCGCAAGCUUUUCUUGAAGUGCAAAAGGCUGUGAGAGAGAAAGCGGUGACCACAUAAGAACUGCAGUCAAGACCAAGAAACCCCACUGGGGCAGUUUUAUUUCUCAGAGAUCCAACGUGCUGUUAAAAGGUAGUUUUAUAUUACAUGCCUUAAAUUCUUUAGGGGAGAUGCCCCCCCAAGAAAUACGUCAAAGCAGGUCUACUAGUUUCAAUCUGAGAGAAAGCUUUGAUAGAGCUUUCAUUAGGCGUUCCUCAUCCAAGCUGUGUCGUGAUAGACAGAGCUGUCUGUGGGGAAGGUUUAGAAACAGCACAUUAGUUGGAUUUGGAGGAAGUAGUUAACAGUGCCUGUCAGAUGAGUGGGUGUCUAAUUCACAGAUGUGUUGGCCAAUGUGUUUAGUAUCUGUUCAGUAUCUACAUGUUUAGUACCUACAUGUUAUGCAGUGCCACCACCCAGAUCUGAGAAAGGAAAAUUACUGGUUCAGUUUUUCCCUGGCAUGGCAUUGCUUGGCAGGGUGAACUGGUUUACAAGAUUUUACCCUCUCUAGAGCUCAGGGGCAGAACGAGGGUGAGAAGCAAAGGGCACCAGCAUGGAGCUUGAAUAAACCCCUCCACCCCACCAACUUUUUAGCAUUUUGUAUUCGUGCAGUGCAUUUUUACUGUAGUGCAUGCCAUUGUUAUGUUGGUGCAGGAGACAAGUCCACUGAUUCUGUGCCUGAGCAAAUAUAUAAAUGUGGGGACUCUCUGCCACAUUAGACCAUAGAUCUUGCCUUUGGUUUGGACUUUUAAUUCUCUUGAUGAUUUCUGCUGAAGUGCCCUAUAAUGUCUUUCAAACUCUGUGUCUCAUUUGGAUUUAUUUUUAGGCAGCUCUUAAGAACACUGCUGCUCAUAGUUUUAGCUCAGCAUUUUGCCUUUGUGCUUGAACACCCUGCAUAUUCCAUCAUGCUUGUUGUAUUGAGAAUCACCUCUUUAACACAUUACGUUUUACCUGGGUAUUGUCUGGAUGAUUAAAGGUAGCUUCUGCUGUUCUUUAUACUGUUAAUACUUGAAGGGAAACAUGGUGAGCUGUUUGACUGUUGCAUCUUGUGAUAAAAAUGUGUCCUAAGACAGGGUGCUUAAUUGGCAUAAUGCUGCAUUUUGAGCUGAUAAUUUCCGAGAGCUGUCUCACUGCUGGCCUUGAAUAAAGCUAAUAAUUCUCUCUAAAAUAUAACGCAUGCCCUGAAAUUGUUACAAAGGAUGGGGUGGUGGUUUCACAUCCUUAAAGCAGAGGUGCCAAAACACAAAGUAUAGGGCCCCCUGAGGAUUCCUAAUGCAGCCUGGGUUUUCCCAACCACCUUCUAGGAAAUUUUGAACAAUAACCAGGCCUUAAUAGGAUGAAGGGGUUGACUCAACAAUACCUGCUUUUGUGUGUCAUCGUAUCGGGUUCUUUCCUCAGUUCCCUCUGUUUGCAGCAGGAAUGCUAAGGAGCUGGUGAGGAAAUGCACUUGGGCAUCCCAGGAACACGGCCAGAUAAUUUGUACAAGUGUGCAUGUCUAUACAUACACAAACAUGUUGUUCUUGCAUUCACACUACAGAGCAAAUGGCUUCCCAAAGCAGGCGCAACCAUUUUGGAUUACUCACAUUGUAGUGACUGACUUGAGGCAGAAUUUAACCCUUGCCCAUCUGCCAAAUUGGGAAUUAGACAUUCUCAUCCCUGCCCUAUAGAGUGGGUAUAGACAGGUCUGCCCUGAUCUCUCAAGCAAAUCUCUCCCUUCACCUAAGGCUGCAUUGAUUUUUGACUAGGAAAGGGGGAAAAGCUGUUUGUGUGAGUGCAUGUGUCACAGUGUAGGGUGGUCGCAUCCACUUUUGUCCAUACCCACCACUGGCAUGUUGCCCCCAGAGGGUUGGCAAAGGGUGAUGUGACAAAGCUGUGCAUUGCCCUUGCUGGAGAAUAUGCAGGAAUCUGUCUUUGCUUGCAACUGGCCUGAGAACAUAUUGUCCACAUCAGAAUGCCCAGUCAGUUUAUAUAUGGAGUUUCACAGUAGCCCUGUAAAGGACAAUCUCUCCUCAAGCCAACAUUAAGCGUAAAAAAGAAAAGAAAGGGUUAACAACACACACACCAGGCAUUAAAAAUAGCAGUAAAGAUGUUUGGAAACCAUACUAAAGAAAUAUUUGAAAGUCCUCUGAAAAAAUGUGGCUUGACUUGCCUGUGAAAAAGUGGGAGGGAAGAGGUCAAGAGUCAUCACCACCUUUUUCAGCUGCCUGCAGGAAUUCAUUUCAUACAAGGACAUUUUGCAAUAUGCAUAUAAAAAGGUUUAAUGUUAUAUGCAGGAUGAUACUUGGGUAGAUAGCAGGAGCAGCGCAAGCCAUUUUGUUAGCUGAGGCAAAGGACAUGUUUUGUGCAUUUCCCCAUUAGUUGCACGAAAUAUGAUUAGGCUGGUCACUGAACUUUCAGCACUCUUGAUGGGGCAGAGUCCAUUCUUAACCCCAAACCAUUCUUAACCUGAGGCGUGCUUUCGCUAAUGGGGCCUCCCACUGCUGCCGGCGUGCGACUUCCACACAUAUCAUGGGGCAAAGUUCGCUACCAGGAAACCUACUUCCAGGUUAGUGGAGCUCGUUACCCAAAGCGUUUGUAAGGAGGACGGUACAUAACCCGAGGUUCCACUGCAUUUAUCAAAAUCCUGGACUUCUUGGUUCUAGUCUGCUUGCAUUAAGCCAGAGACAAGAUUAAGGGUGUUGCAGUGUGGUAAUAAAGAAUAAUUGAUGGAGAUUAGGGCAGGAAGAUGAUGUUACUGAAACACCCGGAAGAUUUCCAAUACAAAUUAGUUGGUUAAAUUGGUGGCUGGGGAGUGCUGCAGCUUUCUUUUCAAUAAAGACAUUUUGUCAUUGUUUCCAGCCUUCUUCCUGUAUUUCCCCACCUUUAUUUUGAUCACCAAGUAUUGCACAUAGACACUGUGUGCAAGAAGAUUGCACAUGCUCGAAUCCUGUAACGUUACCAUUCAUUUUACAGCAUUUAAAGGCAUCUCAUAACCAUUUGAAAAACAAUGGAAUAAUCCUUAACAUUUGCAUAGCGUUUUCAAGUGUUCAAAUGAGCGUUAUAUUGUUGUAAACUUUAACAGCCC